GCCUCUUCCAACCUGGGGCUGCUCCGAAAGGAGAAGGAAUCGCAGGGAAAAUGGUGAUACUGAAAGGGAUCCCCAGCAUUAUAUCCCCGGAUUUGCUUUAUGCUUUGGCUAGAAUGGGGCACGGGGAUGAAAUCGUGCUCGCUGAUGCCAACUUCCCAACUUCCUCAGUGUGUCGCUUUGGCCCAACUGAAAUAAGAGUCGAUGGUCUUGGAAUUCCAGAGCUACUCCAGGCUGUUCUAAAACUCUUUCCAUUGGAUACUUACGUCAGCUGCCCAAAACCCCUCGAAAAGAUUGAACGAUUUGCAUUUUACGAACGCGCAAAGACAUCUUUUGCUGUGGUUGCUACAGGGGAAACUGCACUGUACGGAAAUCUCAUUCUGACCAAAGGUGUGAUUCCUGCUGGAGAAAAGGACGAGUGAAAAUAGAGGAUAUUCCUGGAAUAAAUUGCAUUGACAAAUACAAAUGCAGAAAUUCCUGAUUCUAGUGAUACAGUGAUUGAUUUCUCUCAAUGUCUUUGUUUCUCUUUGAUAUAACUCUGAAUUAGGAAAUUUAUCCUAUGUCCUGUGGUUCAGAAUGAGUAGAAUGCACAUAUUCUAAUGGCUGCACUUGUAUGAUCCCACUACAAAUAUUAAAGGUAAAGGACUAAAUAUUGUGACUAUGUUAGAGCAGAUUGCUAAUAUCAUCUUUGAACAUUGUGAGCUUCUUUGUAUAAUGAAUUAUGUGAUGGUACAUUUCUUCAUAAAUCAUUCUGGUUUUUGCUCUAAUGCUUUUAAUAUUGAGAGGUUUAUGUAGCAUCACUUUCAGUGUUACAAUGAAUUACCAGGGAUACAUUUCAUUUGUUUUGCAUUUUCCUACUUUUGUAAACAUUAAUUCAAGGUCAAAUUCAUACUAAGAGCCAUCGCCUUCAAAAAUAUUCAGUGAACUGUUUUUGUUUAAAAUCAUGUGGGAUUUUUCUCUUCCCUCCAAGUGUUUGCAAUAACUUUUCAUUAAGACCAUCUUUAUAUAAGUUCAGAUGAAAUGCAGAUCCACGCAAGCUGUGGAGCACAAUUGAAACUAUUGCACUGGAGUUGCAGAAUCCUGUGCAUCAAGUUAUGUAGCUGUCCCUUCUGAAGUUAAAGAAAAUCCCCCACUCAGUGUCAACACUGUGCAAAAUGCCAGCAGCUAAGUAGGGCUGUUGUUCAUACUGUAAGGUUUUAAAAGUUAUUACGAAAUUGAUGAUGCUCCACUCCAGUUAAUGGAUUGCUUGGCGAUGACAACAGAUCACUGGGGGUGAUAAAGAGAUCCAAACAGAAAUGGAAAAGAUAUGUCUGGUCUUCAGAUUGUGGAAUAGCUAAUUGAGACCAGGGACAAAAAGAUUCAGACCAUAAACUGCAGCUUUCUACCCCCAUAGUUCCUCAUCUUUGUAGGAUGAUGUUGCCUUAUUGUGGGUGUUGGCUACUCGCUGAAUCUAGUCUUAAUAUUUUGAUUUUAGAAAAGGAUUCUAUUUCCAAAUUGAUUUCACUCUGCAUUUCCUUUGCAAAUAUUGCAACAGGGCUUGCAAUGGGGAGUAGAAUAUUUCAGAAAAAGUAGUUUGCAGGUCAAGCACAAAUCCUCAGGUCACUCAAUUCAGCGACAAAUUAUUCAUAAAGAUUACAUCACUCAGAAGCUAUAAGACACUGAGUCUGGUUGUGUUUAAUGUGGGGAUGGAGAGAAAUCCACAGCGGGUUCAGUUAUCAGCUUAAACAAAGGAAAGUGUGCACGUGGAUUCAAAAUGCUGGCUUCUCCGGAAAACUGUACGAGAAGCAAUAAAAAUGUACAUUGCCCGUGGCUUGUAGACAUACGCGGAAAUGUUAUGUGAGAUACUGGGCAUGAUAAAUAAUUCCUGACAGUG
Rhincodon typus (whale shark) is the source of this 1870-nucleotide messenger RNA. RefSeq names its product fucose mutarotase (gene fuom). The record is from RefSeq and is a predicted model, not a curated record. The transcript has 5 exons. Bases 51 to 419 code for a protein of 122 amino acids. Gene Ontology annotation, molecular function: fucose binding; racemase and epimerase activity, acting on carbohydrates and derivatives. NCBI's taxonomy places the organism in Eukaryota, Metazoa, Chordata, Chondrichthyes, Orectolobiformes, Rhincodontidae. Gene Ontology annotation, biological process: fucose metabolic process.